This is a messenger RNA of Strongylocentrotus purpuratus (purple sea urchin), 1208 nucleotides long. RefSeq names its product bromodomain-containing protein 3-like. Gene Ontology annotation, cellular component: chromatin; nucleus. The record is from RefSeq and is a predicted model, not a curated record. Gene Ontology annotation, biological process: chromatin remodeling; regulation of DNA-templated transcription. The transcript has 7 exons. Lineage: Eukaryota; Metazoa; Echinodermata; Echinoidea; Camarodonta; Strongylocentrotidae. Bases 33 to 1193 code for a protein of 386 amino acids.
CAUUCCAUUCUCAUUUCAUUUUUCAGAACGACAUGGCCUCACCUACUGGUCAAACUCAAAGUAGGCAGCCUGGGAGGCAGACAAACCAAUUGCAAUAUCUUCAAAAAGUGGUGCUAAAGGCACUAUGGAAACAUCAAUUUGCCUGGCCAUUUCAUCAUCCUGUCGACCCAACCAAGCUUGCUUUACCAGAUUACUACAAAAUCAUCAAGACUCCAAUGGACCUUGGUACAAUCAAGAAGCGAUUGGAGAGUAUCUACUAUCACAGUGCAAAAGAAUGCAUCUCAGAUUUCAAACUCGUGUUUACAAAUUGCUAUUUACAUGAUAAACCUGGAGAGGAUGUUGUUCUUAUGGCACAAGCCCUGGAGAAGCUCUUCCUGACAAAGGUUGCACAAAUGCCACAGGAGGAAAUUGAGCUGGCUCCCCCAGUGAAGCCAGGGAUGGGAGACGACAUAUCAGGGCCAGGCAGGAAAGGAAGAAAAGGCAGAGUACUAGGAAGGGGGAUAAGUGCAAACUCAAACAAAGGGACCAAUGGGUUAAAGAGAAAAGCAGAUGCAACCAUACCCACAACAGAAAUAGAACCUCCUGAAUCCAUAGUGGCUCCCAGUGCAGACUACCACUUAGCCCAGGCCAAGCCAGCUAAGAUCCCAGGCAGGAGAGAGAGCAGUAGGAGAAACAUCAAACCUCCCAACAGGGAACUCCCUGAAUCAGAUCAGCACCAGAAGGGAAAGAAGUGCAAACUCACAGCUCAGCUCAAGUUCUGUUAUGGUGUCAUCAAAGAGCUCAUGUCAAAAAAGCACUCGGUAUAUGCAUGGCCUUUCUUCAAGCCAGUUGAUGCAGACGUAUUUGGACUGCACGACUAUCAUGAGAUCAUCAAGACUCCAAUGGACAUGGGUACAAUAAAGGUAAAGCUUGAAAACAGGGAUUACAAGAACGCCAAUGAUUUUGCUGCAGAUGUCAGGCUGAUAUUCAGAAAUUGUUACAAGUACAAUCCUCGGGACAAUGAUGUUGUAAAAAUGGCUAGAAAGUUGGAAAAUGUGUUUGAAGUCAAGUUUGCCAAAAUAUCCGAUGAACCAUUGGACCCGUCAGAUGCUUCAGCUUCCAAUAGUAGCUCAGAAUCAGAAGACAGCGAAGAAGAGAGGGAAAAAAGGUUGUCGGAGUUACAAGAGCAGGUGCGUUCUCAGUUCAUUGACUAAAGUUACAAUUGGACA